Molecule: messenger RNA, 927 nt
Organism: Phycomyces blakesleeanus NRRL 1555(-)
Lineage: Eukaryota; Fungi; Mucoromycota; Mucoromycetes; Mucorales; Phycomycetaceae
Exons: 2
Coding region: 1-927 (308 amino acids)
Source: RefSeq, a predicted model, not a curated record
AUGAGCAACAUCAACAACACCAACAACACCAAUGACCUUGUCAUUGUCAGUGAGACUUCUUCCAAGAAGUACAAUACUGCUUUGACCGAGUUUAAUUCUAUCUUUCUUGUUGGAAGACAAUUUUCUUCAACUGUAGCUGUUCGUGAAGCUGUCAAGACAUAUGGUGCCACACAUAAUAUUGCAUUUUCCACCAUGUUUUCAUCAGAAACUUGCAUAAAGAUUAUCUGUAAGCAUGCGGGCAAAUAUAGAGACACUCAUAAGGCUGCAAAGAUUGCUUUAGAAACCUCUACUAGCAAAGAGAGUCCCCUUCCUGGAUGGGAAAGAAAACAUGUCAAGGAUACACAAAAGCAUGGCUGCCAAUGCUUUGUGUACGCCUCUAAGAAAAAAGACGGAAGAGUUGCUGUGCACUUGUGUGAGGCACAACAUAACCAUCCAAUUGAGGAAGAUCGUAAGGCGUAUGCUAUGCACCAAAAACUUUUGCCUGAGGACAUGGCCCUUGUAACAAGACAUCUGGAGAAUAAUGAUGAUGUAUCAAUCAUCUUCAACAGUUUGAAGAUAUAUGGAUACACCAAUGUUGUAUGUCAAGACAUUGAGAACAUCAAGCAGCACUUUGGAAAAGAUUAUGAAGGAAAGGAAAUGUUUGGUUUUAUUAUCACUUUACAAGACCUGGACUUCUAUAUCCACUAUACUGUUGAUAAUACAGAUGACAAAAGAAUCAACAUGGUUUUCUUUGUUCACAAGAAUGCAAUUGCACUACAGGAAAAAAAGUGGGGAUUCAGCUGGGGAUUCAGCUGGAGAUUCGGCUUGGGAUUGAGCUGCUUAUUGAUGUUAGCUUUUAUUCAUAUCCCGCUAUAUUUACCCAUCUGCUAUACCCUUAUUUUAAUUGGUAGUAAAAGAAUAGAAAAAGGUUUCUAUUGGUAUGAAUGA